AUGGGUUGUCUUACUUCCUCUUAAAAAGAAGAAGAUAUAAGUAUAGCUUUACAAAGUUCUAAGAAACUGAAAAUUGUAAUAGUAGGAUUAGAAGGAAGUGGAAAAACAUCAAUACUUUAAUAUUUGAAGAAUGGAAAAUUUACAGAAUCUUAGCCUACAAUAGGUAUUGCUAAUUGAAAUUAGGUUUGAAUGUGGAAACAAUUUAAUUUAAGGCUAGACAUUAUUUAAUUUUUGAUGUUGGUGGGAAGGUUAGAACAUUAUGGUCUCAUUAUUAUGAAAACUUAGAUGGAUUAGUAUUUGUUAUAGAUACAACAGAUUCAGAAAGAAUAGAAAUUGUUAAAAAUGAAUUGAAAAAAUUGGGAAGCGAAAUAAAAUAGAAAGUAUUAAGUCAUCUAAAAUAGAUAGUGUUGCUAAUAUAUUUGAA
Paramecium pentaurelia is the source of this 424-nucleotide messenger RNA. NCBI's taxonomy places the organism in Eukaryota, Ciliophora, Oligohymenophorea, Peniculida, Parameciidae. The record is from the annotation of a GenBank genome assembly.